Messenger RNA from Dicrocoelium dendriticum, 4080 nucleotides. Lineage: Eukaryota; Metazoa; Platyhelminthes; Trematoda; Plagiorchiida; Dicrocoeliidae. The record is from the annotation of a GenBank genome assembly.
CUAUCGCCUUGAGCGACUUUUUGUCUUGGCCGUUAAGUCGCUUAUUUCUGCUUGCUGCUGUUGUGCAUCCUCUUCCUCUGAUCGUCCUGUCGGAUUAAUCAUCUCUACUUCUCUGGAUUUCAUAUACCUUUUCUAUUUUGUGUGUGUUUGUUUAGCGAUUUCGUUGUACUUCGGAAUUCUAUGAUGAGCUUGGCGUCCCGACAUGCUCCUGCCGCAUCCGGAACAGGACAUCCUUCCAUUGCUCCGGUUUCUAACGUAGUGGUCGUUCCACCGGCUGCCGCACAUAUGAACGUGCAUGGGACAACAAACCAUUUAACUAAUACGAGAACUGGAAGCAACAAUCUUAUGAACUUGCUCAACAGUGGCCUAUCGGUUCCCCGUCAGAUUGUUGUUCUGGCUCGUAGUGCGCAAGACAACCUUCACGUUCACAUUAAUCUUAAUUUCACUGGAACUAUAGGACAAGGUACAUUUGGACAAAUAGAACGUGCUACACUGACAGUCCCUACCGAUCCUAACGGUGAGGCGAAGGUUGCUGACAGGUCUUCCAUCCUUGUUGCUGUGAAGCGAGUUCUACAGGAUCCAAGAUAUAAAAACCGGGAACUGAGCAUCAUGCAACGGUUAAAUAACCACCCCAAUGUGGUAAAAUUUUAUUACUACUACUAUUCCACAGCUCCCAGAGUGCACAAGCCUUCAAAUGGACGCAACGUAUCGACACAUGGAGUCGAUGUGUUCCUCCAUCUUGUUCUCGAAUGCUUCCCGGAGAGUCUUUGCGAGCUGAUUUAUCGACAUCUGCAGCGCAACAUUAAAUUGACCCCACACAUGGUUAGGGUCUUCACGUACCAAAUGCUCAAAGCAUUAGCUUACCUUCACAGCCAUCAGAUAUGCCACCGGGACAUAAAAUCAUCGAACUUACUAGUCGAUGAGUCUACCCUAGUGCUCAAGGUUUGCGAUUUCGGUAGCGCAAAGGAAAUGGUUCCUGGUGCGGCAAACGUCUCUUACAUAUCUUCGCGGUACUACCGUGCUCCCGAACUCCUGUUUGGCGCUCAGGCAUACACUUGCGCCAUCGACACUUGGAGCGCCGGCUGCGUUCUUGCUGAAAUGCUCCGACAGCAUUGCCUUUUUAUGGGCGCUGACUCAGUGGAUCAGUUGGUGAAGGUGAUUCGGGUUCUUGGCACACCUUCAAGCGAGGAUAUCGCUAGCAUGAAUCCUUUGUAUGUAUCGUACAAUUUUCCCGAUGUACAGCCUUGUCCCGUAAAGCUAUUUUUCCCCCAGUACACUCCUCCCGAUCUGCUAGCUCUCAUGAGCAAGAUGUUGGUGUACAAUCCUGCCUUGCGUAUCUCCCCGUCGGACGCCUUAUCCGAACCUUGCUUCAACGUAUUACGUGAACUCAAUGGGGACAAAUUCUCCUCCGGCCACGCUUGGCUUCCACCUCAUCUGUUCGAACCCAAUGCAGAACCUCGACCUCCAACAACAGUUGCACCAGAAGCUCCUUCUAACUCAGAGACUUUAAACAAUUCCAAUUGUUUUCCACCUACCGAUUCGUCGCAUUUGCACAGCGCAGUUAGUAGAAAAGCUAGCGACAAAAGCAAUGUGUCUGAUCAACAGAAAGUUGGAAAUAACAAGCCCUCUGCUGAUUGGUCCAAGAAGGGUAAGGUCGACCGUCUGGGUCUACCAACCUAACCAAGCCGAACAACAUAGCUUCCGAUCCUCCAGCAAUCGAAACUACCACGAGUUUCCCCUCAGUCGGGAAUUGUAGUUCCAGUAGUAAUCGUGAUGUGUCCAGCAAAUCAAGGCCACACGCAACCAACUCUAGUCAUCAAAAGAAGUCCGGUGAUAAAGACGAUACUUUGGACAAUGGAGCACACAGUUAUGGGAACCGGGUCGAAUCCCAGCUUUCUAAUUCUUCUCAUCGCUCAUCGCAGCCUGUUACGGCUGGCGACGUAAACUCGACCGCAGUGCCUGAGUCAACAAAUCCGUCUUCAAGCUAGCACUUUCCUCCUUACCACGUUCCGUCUGUUUACGUGCCCUUGUAAUGUGUCGCCGCAGUGUCGCAGUCCAAGUAUACUGGUCCUCCUUUCCCACUGCGUCAGCUCUCGAUAACUUCUGUGUCACUCCACUGUGAGACCACCCUGGUUAUCUGCGUCUUUUUUCUCUCGCAUGUGUGAGGAGGCUCAUCAUCUUCACCCUCCCCACUCUUGAUCGACCAACUGUGUGUCCCUCUCCCUCCUCUCUUUUAGCGUUUUGUGCUGUGUACAUAUGCUUGCAUACAAGUUGAUCGCAGUAUUUAUCUCUCCGACCUAUCCUGAUUACCAUUUCUAUCACACACAUACACGAAGCGUCAUAGUUAUGUCGCGUGCCACAAUCGUCUUCUCUCUAUACUUUCUACCUGUGCACACAUAUUACCUCACUUAUUCCAUUUUUAUGAACGUUUGUCGCACACUUGGGCGACAUGCUGUCCUUUUGGCUAUUAGGAAUUCUGCUCCAAAGGUUAUAUUGCCCUCUGCACACAUACACGGCCAUCUCGAACCGGCUCAUCCGAAUAGUAGCCAAUUCUCUUUUUGAUAGUGGUUUUCCCCGGACGCUGUCGUCAUAUAACUUCACCUCAGUGUACUCAUUUUGUCAGACCAAUCACCAGCUCCGUGUCUUGUAUGGGGGAUGAUCUCAACCACGUCUUGAUAAUUUUGUCUUUUCUCCCACUCGGAUGGUGAGUUAUCGGCAACUCUUCCUCCCAACUGACGCGACUCUUACUAUUGUCAACUUUUUCUGUGUAACAAUUAUUCCCCGUUUUCAUUCAUCGUUCUCUUAGCUCUGUGAUGCUCCCUUUUCCGCCGUUGUGCGGCGAAUGAUGUUCGUUCACCAGGUUCUGCUCCAGCCUGCGAUCAUUCUCUCUUUGAUGCACGCACACACUUCUCAUCGAUCCUGUGUUUGGUUUCUCUGUUGCUAUUGCCAACGCCACCGUGGUCGUCGUUGUCCUCAUUCUCUCCAGACAACCGGCCUUGCUCACCGGAACCGUCUGUACUCUCGCGUGCAUUCGAGCGUAACCUUUGUGUUAACACACUUUUGCCGUCGGUUAAAUUUAACCAAUUCACCCGCCCAGUUAUUAUCGUCAAACACUGACUCGUUGCUACCAUCCUUUCAUCUGGUUUGUCCGUGCGUAUGACGCUGAUUCUCCAGGUGCCCCUAUAAUCCUUCUCUUUGCUCUUCCUGCCUACUGUUGAUCGGUUUCUACCGUCGCUUUAUCUCUUCCUUCACCAAGCAAUUUGCUAAUUUUCUAAAGGUGAAGCUUUCAAGGAAUUGUUUUAUCUUUUUGAUUCCCGUGUCCAUUGGUUGUCAUGGUGACCAAUCACGCACCAUCGCCGAGUCAUUUGCCUACUUCCGUACGUUUUUGUGGUUGAACGAAUUGAUUCUAACGUGAUUCACUUCUUCACCGGUCCGUUAAUUAAUCGAGUAGAUUAAUGCGUUGGUCGCCGCCUGUUUUGGACUUUAGAUCUACAGCUACCGAAUUUUUGUACCGCUGAUGCAUUCUUAUGAUUUUAUCUGCAUAGCCAAGGAUCAAGUCCUUGUGCUGUGGAUUCUUGAAAUUCGUAUCAGAAGCGAUUGAUGUUUUGUGGAGAUAGCACUAUUGGUCAGUCAGUUAACGUGACCACUAAAGGGAAACACUAGGCAUAAAUACAUGAAUGAUCUGUGUCAUGUUAGGGUCCGCGAAGCCAUGCGAACUGAUUAGCCUUCAUAGCUUACACGAAGUUGGUUGAGACGAUCAGUCAAGUAAUCGUCGUACUAUCCUCCGCAUGCGACUCACCGUUUUACACAAUCCAACAGACUACCUGCAACAAUUCGGUAUGCAGUGGCGCGUUUAGAUUAUCCUCGUCGACUCGGAAUCAUCUGAACUCGAAUUCAACUUGUCCGUUAGUUCAAACAACUUCAGAGACGUUAUUUUAACAGCUUUCCAAUUGCCACCACGAUUUCAAUCUACCUGAUAAACGUGAUUAUUUCAAUUGCCGACUGCUCCGUGUUCUAUCGAGGUAGUGUUUCUAACGGGAUUGGCUAGAUUGAAUUAAUUAUGAGCCUGUUUCGAAACUC